AAGGGAAGAAAGAAAACCCUAGAGGGAGCGUCAUAACCAGAAGGGACGAAGUGAAACCCUAGAAGAAAGAAGAAGAUCGGAUCUAUAUUGUUUUUACUAACAAUUUCUUUUCUCCUUCUUGAUCGAUGAGAGUUUGCUGACAGAAGAGAGUGAGCACACAACGAUGAAGACUGCAUCGAUGAAUGCCGUUCGCGUUGCGUGCUCACUUCUCUACCUGUCAGCCACAGCUACCUCUGUCAUUUUUUUCUUUUCUUUUGAUCUGCUUUAGCUUUACUGAAAAAGGAGAAGACAAAGGAUGGUCGACGGUCAGGCUUAAGCACCAAGUGUCAGAUCAGUUGCUGAUCAACUUCGGCGCUUCUGUGCACGUCUUCUCUCCGCAGGUUCCCAAGAAGAUGGCUAAGACUCGGUCGCCUGGUUCCGAGGUCGAGCUCCUACUUGAGAUGGAAGAGGUAAAAUUAUGUUGGGGUGGAGAAGAAAGAGAUCAGGCGGCGUUGCUUUUGAGAUGGAGAAGGAUAUGCACUUUUUUUGGCCCGAACAACGAGAGGAUAGACUGUGAUUUGUACCUCUCCUCUGCUCUCCCAUGCGGCCGGAUUUAACGGAAACCACUGUUGACCGUUCGUUCUUUUUGUCUUAAUUCGUUUCUUCCUCUUCUUCAUCUCCUUCUUCCUUUUUUUUUUCUUCCAUUUUCGUUAUAAUUUUUUCAGUAGAUCUGAUGUGCUUACAUGGAAGAUAAGAAUUGAUAUCGUCAUUAAGGUUUGAUAC
Molecule: messenger RNA, 762 nt
Organism: Dendrobium catenatum
Lineage: Eukaryota; Viridiplantae; Streptophyta; Magnoliopsida; Asparagales; Orchidaceae
Exons: 2
Coding region: 183-596 (137 amino acids)
Source: RefSeq, a predicted model, not a curated record